AUGAGCAGAGCACAGGAACGCGUCCCAGAUCCGGGCACAUCUGUCCUCCAGCAGACACCAUGGUGGGGGAUACUGUCCCUCAGCGCUAUCCUAGCAUGUGCCAUCGCGUCCAUGAUCGUCGUUGCCGUCUCGCGCGACCAGGUAGUCGACAGUUGGCCCAUCCAGCCAGCCGUGUGGCUCUCCAUCUUCUCGACCAUCUCGAACCUGGCCUUCAGCUCCGCCCUCGCGACCGGCGUCGCUGUGCGCUUCUGGCUCUGCGCCGAGAGCGGCGGCCGUCUAGGCCAGCUGCACUACAUCUGGGACCACGGCCGGAGUCUGGCCUUCUUUGCCGCCUUUCGGGCCGGGUCCGAGGCCAGGAAGGUCACGCUGAUUGCGACCAUCGCCUGGAUCGUGCAGUUCGCCAGCGGCCCGCUACUUCAGCGCUCCACGUUCCAGGCGGCCGAAGACCGCGUCAGCGAGCAAGUCAUGUUCUUCGAUCUUAGCAACCGGAUUCCCGACGGCUGGAUGGGUAGGUGGGACGACGCUCGCGUCAAGCUACUCCAGCAUCGGCGCGCCAUUACGCCGAUUCAGGAGUGGUUCCGCAACGCAUCUAUCACGGUGCCAGACAAGGAGGGCUACCGCUGCCGUGGCACAUGUCACGGCUUUGUCAGGGGUGCCGGUUUUGUCCACACCUGUGAGUCCGGCACCGAGUCUCUGGAUUUAUCGUCAGACCGAGCCAACCACUCGACCGUCUUCCUUGUCGAAACCAAGCUGGCCGAAGAGGCCGGCGAGCCCUUUCUCCACUUGACCACCAAGCACAUCGCCGAACUGCAGGGACGCUGCCAGGCCACGCUCCAUGUCCACACAUGCCGUAUCAGGGCAGCCGUGGUGGAGUACCCCGUCAUGAUCACAAACUCGACCAUCGUCCUGCGAACUGAUGGGCUGGGCUCGAUCCGGGAGGUGUCCCCUUACACGGCGGAGGGGGAUCGAUCAACAGCCGUGGCGGGUUCCGGCAUCGGACCUCUCGCCGGGCUGCACAAGUUCGCCGACGACAAGCUCGCGGACAACGCGACAGUCGACUUUUACCACACCCUGGUCCCUCCCCGGUUCCUGUACCGGGGGCCCGGGAUGCUGGCGGACAUGUUCCUGCAGGCCGAGCCGCCUAACUCGCUCAACAGCUCCUCUCUCGACAGCUGCCGCCUGACGUGGACCAGCCCGACCGUGUAUGUCCUGACGGCCAUGCACGACUACAUGUUCCGGGUGGCCCACCGCGUGGGCAACAACACCGACAGGCAGACCUUCGCGGCGACCCGCACCGAGACGAUCCUAGUGUUCCGCAGCGACAAUGCGUUUCUGGGCGGCGGACUGGCCGUGUCCUUUUGCGCCCUCCUUCUCGUCGCCUCUCUGUCCUGGGGCUGGUGGCGACUCGAGCGGCCAGUCACCCUCAGUCCGCUCGAGACGGCCAGGGUCUUUGAGGGCGCGUCAGAAUUGCGCGGCCGCGUGCGCCGUGUGGCUACCAUCGAUCAGAUCCUCGCUGAUGUCAGGCACGUCCAGGUCAGGGUUGGCGCCGCCGAUAACCCUCGCGAUAAAAUGAUGACACGAGUCUCUGUUUCCACGGAGGAGAGAGGGCCAGAAGCCGAGGCGCCUGGCGCAGCAAGGCAUCAGAAUCAGCCGUUGCCUUUUUGA
Messenger RNA from Canariomyces notabilis, 1665 nucleotides. RefSeq lists its product as uncharacterized. Bases 1 to 1665 code for a protein of 554 amino acids. Lineage: Eukaryota; Fungi; Ascomycota; Sordariomycetes; Sordariales; Chaetomiaceae. The transcript has a single exon. The record is from RefSeq and is a predicted model, not a curated record.